AGCGUUGGCCUUUCCGAAGCCGAGCGGACCCACCCUGCAUCCGCACCUGCCUUUUGCUCUCUGCCGGGGCUCGGACGAGUUUUUGGGCGGCGGGAGAAGAGGGCGUAUGGCGCGCAGCUCGGAAGGCCCGAGAGAAGCGCUGUCUGGCCGAAUCGGGGCGGUCUACCAAGAAGUCAGCCGCUUUCCGUCGGUAACUUAUGCCAGCGUCGGACCCGAGGUUUCUGCCCGUUGUGGCGCCAAAUGCCUGCCCCUCUACACGGAAUGGCGCCACACAGAUCUGGAGCGCCAUCAGAAACUGCGAUUCAGUCACCAAUAUAUUCUUCACCACGAUGGCAGAGAAAUUGUUUCUGUUACUCCCGUUGGUUUGCCAGCUGAGAUUCAUAAUCAGCUGCUGAUUGGAAUGUCUCCUACUGGGAGAUAUAAAGCUAUUCUCACCCAUUAUCUGGAAACGGGGCAGAAACAGGAGGUCCUGGAGGUUUGGAGCAACAGUGGGAGGGUAAGAAAUAUCAAUCUCACAGCGCUGGAUAAACAUGGCAAAGUGUACACAGAUGAGCAGUUUCGAUGCUUUGCUUGGUCCAACUCAGAAACUCAGAUUGUGUAUGUCGCAGAAAGAAAGCACUCUCCAAAACAACAAUUUUUCUCUCAAGGAGAAUUCACUGAAGGACAGGAGAAUGAGCGGUUUGUGUACAAUGACAACUGGGGAGAGGCACUGGGCGACAAAAGUGUCCCUGUGUUAUGUGUAUUGAAUAUUGAAACCACUGAGGUUUCAGUGCUAGAAGACAUCCCAGGGCACCUCUCCCCUGGGCAGGCCCUGUGGUCCCCAGGUGACAAGGGAUUAAUAUUUGUGGGCUGGUGGCAUGAGCCAUUCAGGUUGGGAUUACAUUCCUGCUCCAAUAGGAGGUCAGCUCUAUUUCUCUUCGAUCUGUCUGAACAUAGCUGUGAACUAUUGACUUCAGAUGAUCAGUCUGUCUCUUCACCACGGCUCAGCCCUGACCAAACUCACCUGCUGUACUUGGAGGGACCAGUGUUUGGGUCUCAUCGCCAGUGCUUGAAGCUACAGUUGCUCAACUGGCAAACCAAGUCCUCAUAUACAGUAGUGGACAUAGUCAGAACUUCCACAGCUGGUUUUUAUGGGAUUUACUCAGGAGCACUGUCCAUGCUUUGCUGGGCCUCUGAUAAUCAAAGAGUCUUACUUAGCACUCCUCAGAGGAGUAGAAAGGAAGUGUUAGUUGUGGAUACCAAAUCAGGAAGUGUGAAAUCUAUUACAUCAGGCACAUCAGAAGGUAGCUGGACUCUACUAGGAGUUCAGCAAGAUCUGCUAGUGGUGAGCUGUUCAUCUCCCACUUGCCCACCAAGUCUGAAGGUGGGUGUGCUCCCCCCAAAAGGGAGUGAGCUGGAGCUACAGUGGAUCAGUGUGGAGGAAUCUUCUGUACUACCUGACAUGGAAUGGAAAAUCCUCACAGUGAAUCCUGCCUUGUCUGAGAAGGGCAGCCCAUACACUGACCAGUCAUUUGAAGCCAUAUUGCUGAUUCCUCAAGGAAGCAAACAAGGAGAAGAGGCCCUUUUCCCCCUUGUGGUUUCUCCACAUGGUGGUCCACAUUCAGUUUUUGAUGCUUGCUGGCGUCCAACUAUGGCAGGUCUCUGCCAGCUGGGUUUUGCAGUGCUUAUGGUGAAUUAUAGAGGGUCCUUGGGUUUUGGCCAGGACAGCAUUGAUUCAUUGAUAUCUCAUGUUGGAGUGCAAGAUGUGGCAGACACCCAGCUGGCAGUAGAAGUGGCACUGCAGAUGAAACAUUUGGACCCAAAUAGAAUUGCCUUGUUGGGAGGUUCUCAUGGUGGCUUUAUCUGUUGCCAUUUGAUUGGUUGGUUUCCAGAGAUGUACAAAGCCUGUGCAGUCAGAAAUUCCGUCACCAACAUGGCCACUCUACUGGGGACCUCUGACAUUCCCGAUUGGCGAUACGCUUCUCUGGGUCUGCCAUACUCCUAUGAGCGGAUUCCUACAGAAAAGGAUCUGGCUGCCAUGCUGCUCUCCUCCCCCAUCACUCAUGCUACAAAGGUACAAGCACCUCUGCUGCUGUGUGUUGGGGCAAAAGAUCGUCGAGUGUCUCCUUACCAAGCUUUGGAAUAUUACCAUGUGUUGAAAGCUAGAGGAAUCCCUGUGCGACUGAUGUGGUAUCCAGAAGAGAAUCAUGCCUUAAGUGGAGUAGUAGCUGAAGCAGAUGUCUUCAUGAACUGUGCCCAGUGGAUCACACAUCAUCUCUCCAAAAGAUAGAUUGAAAGUCAACUGCCAACUAAAUAUGAAGACAUGUAAAUUGCUGAGAAGCAAACUGUGUUUAUGUAUAGCCAGUUGCACUACAGUGAUCUUCACAAUGUGUCAGGCGUUGGUUUUUCCCCCCAAUGUGCAAUCAGAUUGUGGGUAUCUGAAGAUUCUUCUCUGCUGAUAAUCUCUUCAGAAUGUUUUUGAGUAAUUCUGCUGAUAAUGUUACAAAUAUCUACUCAAAUCCUAAUUCUGAUUGAAAAAUUGAUGUCUGAUAACUGGCCUUGCAAAAAAGCUGUACUAUUAGAUUGCUAAACUAAUAUAAUCAAUCAAGCCAACUUGUUUAUUUGAAUAAAUAGAUAUGCUGACAUAAUCCAAAGAAAAUUCUCUAAUAAAGCUUCUCAUUUGCAACUGAAUACUUUUAGUGGGUUGGUUUUAUAUAUGAGCAUGUCUCGGCAUUAAUGAUAUUUUGAUGAUUAAUGAAUGAUUAAUGAUAUCCACUCAGAAUUUCCUGAACCAUGAGUGAUAAACAAAUUUAAUAAACAAACAAAUAAAUAAAUAUCAAAGACCGUUUUUAUUCUUUCCCAGUUCUCUGAUUAAAUGUUUAUUGCUUCCAGAAACUUUGAUGGAAAAUGCCUAUCAUUAUCCUCUAUCAAUAAAUACAAAUAUUUAUGUUUACCAUAGAUAUUAAUGAUAAACUCAUUCACUAGUGAUG
Molecule: messenger RNA, 2969 nt
Organism: Pseudonaja textilis
Lineage: Eukaryota; Metazoa; Chordata; Lepidosauria; Squamata; Elapidae
Product: acylamino-acid-releasing enzyme-like
Biological process (GO): proteolysis
Molecular function (GO): serine-type endopeptidase activity
Source: RefSeq, a predicted model, not a curated record